AUGGCGGCGCCGCCGCCAGAGAAGAGGCCCCCUCGCUCGCUCUUCGAACUCCCCUCUGACUUCUUCGAUUCAUCCGUCCUCCUCCGGGCUCACCCCUCCACGGCCCCCUUCGCGGUGGAACCGUCCGAACGCUCCCAACCGCCGCCGACUCAGCAGCAGCAGCAACUUUCAGAGGCUGCGGGGUCCAGGUGGACGUGCAACACCUGUGCCGCCGAGUUCGAGUCGCUACAGGAGCAGCGCGAGCACUUCAAAUCCGACCUGCACCGCCUCAACGUUAAGUUGAGCAUUGCUGGUAAAACUAUUAUAACGGAAGAGGACCUAGACAAAGCAGAUUCUGAUUCUCUGUUUGAUGAUUUGGAGAUAUCUAGUGUCUCUGGUUCAGAGGACGAACAAGAAAAUGGACCUGCAUCAGAACGUGUACUCUCAGUUAAAGGCAAGGAAGAAUUCAGGAAGAAACUUUACUUUCGCCGUGCAUCGGGUGACACGAUUUCUAUCUAUAGAUGCAUGCUGUUGAAAGAACAUGAAGAACCAUUAAUUGAUUGUAAGUCUGGUCAGAUGGAUAAUGCAUCUUGUGUACCGGAGGAGGAGAUGAUAAAUAGGGUGAAGCGUUUGACUUGUGAACCUCGUGACGUGUCACAUUUGAGAAUUGUUAUACUAACAAGCGGUGGACAUUUUGCUGGGUGCGUUUUUGAUGGAAAUUCCAUUGUAGCUCAUAAAACAUUUCAUAGGUAUGUCGUAAGAGCAAAGGCUGGGAAGAGGCAAUCUGGAAAAGAUGCUACUGGAAAAGUUGCACACUCAGCAGGCUCUUCUCUACGGCGCUAUAAUGAAGCAGCACUCAAAAAGGAAGUUCAAGAAUUAAUUGUUUCAUGGAAGUCAUACUUUGAGACAUGUGUUUGUUCCUUCAUUUAUGCUCCAUCGAAGAACCGCCAGAUGCUCUUCGAUGAGGAGAAGACUCGGUCAGUAAUUCAGUCUUGUGAUAUUCGUCCAGUUCCAUUGACUGUCCAUCGUCCCACCUUGAAGGAAGCUAAGCGGGUAUAUUGUAACCUAACACAACUCUACUAUGAGAUGGAAUGUUCAACCACAGAUGAAACCUUACCUGAUGCUGGAAGUGUGAAAAAUAUUGAACAAAGUCAAGGAAAAAAGAAGGAAGUGGCCGCAGACCCUGAGGAAUCUAUUUCGGACUUGUCUGCCAGUUUGGAAUUGUUGAAUAAGAAUGAAGCAGCAACCAUACCAUCAUCUAAGAACGAAAUAACACCUCUUCAUGAGGCAGCAAAGUUUGGCAAUGCUCAGCUGACUCUGGAGUUACUUGAGCAGGGUUUGGAUCCUUGCAUAAAAGAUGCAAGAGGAAAGACACCUUAUUCGCUGGCUUCAGAUAAGGAAGUUAGAAAUACAUUCAGAAGAUUUAUGGCGCUCAACCUCGACAAAUGGGAUUGGCAUGCCGCAGAUGUACCUAGUGCACUAACAAAAGAAAUGGAAGAAUCACAAGCUGCGAAACAAGCAGACAAGGAUGCCAAAAGGAAAGCACGUGCAAAGGAAUUGAAGAAAUUAAAAAAAGCAAGAGAAAAGGAAGAGAAGGAAAAGGAGAAGGCUAAGGCUGAAGCAUCACAAUCACAAGCUGAUGUUAAAGGCACUUCAAGCGGCCAAAUGGCCAACAGAACUGCAUCUGUGCCAGGCCUUAAACCAAAGCAUCAGACGCCACAGCAAAUACUUAUAGCAAAGGAGGAGGAACGACAGAGAAAACAAGCUGAAGAAAGAGAGAAGAGAGCAGCUGCAGCAGAGAGAAGACUUGCAGCUCUCGCUGCCCAAUCUGCCGGAGCCGGCGCGUCAGGUGCAGCAGCAACAAAUUGCUCCGCACAGAGGGCAGUACCAGAUGACAAUUCGUGUUCGUGCUGUUUCGCUUCCUUGGCUGGCAAGGUGCCAUUCCACCGAUACAACUACAAAUAUUGCAGCGCUACAUGUAUGCAUCUUCAUUCAGAAAUGCUGCAAGAUGAUUAA
Molecule: messenger RNA, 1995 nt
Organism: Miscanthus lutarioriparius
Lineage: Eukaryota; Viridiplantae; Streptophyta; Magnoliopsida; Poales; Poaceae
Source: the annotation of a GenBank genome assembly